Messenger RNA from Solanum verrucosum, 630 nucleotides. Its product is annotated as Werner Syndrome-like exonuclease. Gene Ontology annotation, cellular component: cytoplasm; nucleus. Gene Ontology annotation, biological process: nucleobase-containing compound metabolic process. Gene Ontology annotation, molecular function: nucleic acid binding; 3'-5' exonuclease activity. The transcript has a single exon. The record is from RefSeq and is a predicted model, not a curated record. NCBI's taxonomy places the organism in Eukaryota, Viridiplantae, Streptophyta, Magnoliopsida, Solanales, Solanaceae. The coding region runs from base 1 to 630 and encodes 209 amino acids.
AUGUAUUCCUUCAAUAAUCCUAAUGGUAUAACUUACAACCCAAAUACCUCCAAAUACUCAGUCACCUUCGCCGGAAAAACAAUUGAAACUACCGUCACCGACAAAGGCGCCGUCGCAGAUGAAUGGGUACGUAACAUUCUUUCCAUACAUGGAAACACUCCCAUGGUUGUUGUUGGCCUAGACAUUGAAUGGAGACCCCAUGAAAUAAGUUGGAUGAGCAACAAAUCCGCAACGUUACAAUUAUGCAUCGAUGAAAAAUGUCUUAUUCUUCAACUUUUCUACGUUGAUGAAAUUCCUGAAUCUCUCAAGGAUUUUCUCAAUGGUACAAAUUUUACAUUUGUGGGAAUUGAAGUUGGUGAUGAUGUAAAAAAGCUGAAGAAUGAGUAUGGAUUGAAUUGUUGUAAGAUCGCUGAUAUUUGCGCGAUAGCGAAGCAGCGUUGGCCUGGGAGGUUUCGUCGACCAGGGCUGAAAGAUUUAGCUUUGGAAAUUGCUGGUUUGAAUAUGAAGAAGCCUAAGCAUGUGUGUAGGAGUAAUUGGGAGGCAAGGGAGUUGAGUAGUGACCAGGUUGAGUAUGCGUGCCUUGAUGCUUAUGCUUCUUAUAAGAUUGGCAACAAGCUUUUGCUUGAGUGA